Messenger RNA from Coregonus clupeaformis (lake whitefish), 849 nucleotides. RefSeq lists its product as uncharacterized. Lineage: Eukaryota; Metazoa; Chordata; Actinopteri; Salmoniformes; Salmonidae. The record is from RefSeq and is a predicted model, not a curated record. Gene Ontology annotation, cellular component: membrane. Gene Ontology annotation, molecular function: vasopressin receptor activity; peptide binding. Bases 1 to 849 code for a protein of 282 amino acids. The transcript is spliced from 4 exons. Gene Ontology annotation, biological process: positive regulation of vasoconstriction; G protein-coupled receptor signaling pathway; regulation of systemic arterial blood pressure by vasopressin.
AUGGGGACACUCCUGCCCGGACCCCAGGGCCUGCAGUCAAAUUUGUUCAUCUUCUCGCGGUCUGAGGUGUCUCCAGGAGAGUUUGAGUGCUGGGCUCACUUCGCUGAGCCGUGGGGGCUCAAGGCCUACAUCACCUGGAUGACUCUAGCAGUGUUCUUACUGCCAGCACUAAUCAUCACCGUCUGCCAGAUCCGGAUAUUCAGAGAGAUUCACAACAACAUCUAUCUGAAGUCAGAGAGGAUGGUGUCAGCAGAGCUAAAGAAGAACAAUGCUGUCAUCUUCCACUUCCACAGAGUCAAAAAGGAACGACAGAGCGACCAGGGAUCUACAGCUGUUGUACCCUCAGAGUGCUAUGCCAACCUGUCCCCCUCUCCACAGUACAGCAGCUGUCACAACAACCACACAGCACCAACACAGCAAAGCCCCUUCAACACCCCAGAUAACCUAACCCUCCACUCCAGCCCUGGCCUCAGUGACCAAAGGGGCUCCAGUACAGCUGUAGUUCCCCCAUCAUGUGACACAUGCUCACAUGGAUCCCAUGGCCCAGUCACCUCUGGUGGUUGUGGUGGUGGUUCAUUGCCUCCUAACAAUGGUGGCUGUUACUGUCAUGAGUCCUACACAUCCUUUGAGCUCCCCUCCUCCCACCGAUGUGUCUCCUCUCCACGCCCCUCCCUGGAGUACCCUCCCCCACCCCCCCGGGCCCAAACGCCCCCAUCCAUCUCCAAGGCCAUGUCUAAGACGGUGAGGAUGACUCUGGUGAUAGUGUUGGUCUACACAGUCUGCUGGUCCCCCUUCUUCAUCGUUCAGCUGUGGGCCGCCUGGGACCCCAACCCUCCAGACCAAGGUUAG